Molecule: messenger RNA, 1014 nt
Organism: Caenorhabditis briggsae
Lineage: Eukaryota; Metazoa; Nematoda; Chromadorea; Rhabditida; Rhabditidae
Gene: Cbr-srh-95
Product: Protein CBR-SRH-95
Source: RefSeq, a predicted model, not a curated record
AUGUCCCCGGAACUUCAAAAUUACUAUUCCACUAAUUACUCAAAUUGCAAUUUGUCUCAUAAUUGGCUUGCCACGUGGCAAGGUGUAGCAUAUCCCAGCCAUGCGAUUCAAAUUAUAGCAUCUCCAAUUCAAAUAUUCACUUUUUAUAUCAUUUGGGCAAAAACACCUAGAACCAUGAAAAAUAUGAAAUUGCCAUUGCUGGUUAAUCAUUUCUGGUGUACUUGGUUCGAUUUGAUGCUUUGUACGCUAUCAACACCGGAUGUAUUUCUUCCAACUACUGUCUUUUCCGGUGUCGGGAUUUUGAGUUCUUUAGAGAUACCGUUUACCCCACAACUGGCCACUGGUCAGUUUUCAGCUCUGUUCCUCUGCAGUUCCUACGUCUACUUAUUUGAGAGCCGGAGCAGUGCUCUUCCACAAAAUCGAUUUCGAAUGACUCGAAAGGUUUCUAGAAUCUGCUACCAUAGUCUUUUACUAUCGAUAAACCUCGCUAUAUUAAUAUCCAUGAAUUAUUUCUCUACAGCAGAAGAAUCCGAAAAACUGGAAGCUCUUAAAAUUUAUCCUUGCCCUACCAAAGAGUUUUUUGAGUUUCCCGUGACGAUAUUUAUUCCUGACCCUGAAUUCAGACAAUUUUUUCUGAAAUUCUUGUUUCCCGGAUUUGGUAUUCACUCCUUUGGAAACUUAGGCUUCCAUGUGGCUUGUACAGUAUACUACUUGUUCUUAGCUUCUCCCAAAACAACGAUUGCUUCUGGAACUCGCCAAGCACAACGAACCUUUUUCAUUGGAAUCAUUUUUCAAACUGCUAUUCCGGUUUUUCCUGGUGCCUGCAGCUGGUUGUUAGUGUUAGUUUUCACGGAAAAUUACAGACAAGAACUUAUGAAUUUGACUGUAAUAUUUUUUGGGCUGAAUGGAUUGGCUGAAAGUUUGUUGAUUCUUUCGAUACAUCAUCCUUUUAGGAUUGCUGUGAAACAGUUAUUUGGAUUCGGCAAAUACAGAGGUUUGUUGGUUUUUUUUCUU